AUGUACGCCGGCCCUGGGUCGUGCCUUCGCCUAGACCUGCAGGUCUUGACACGGGUCCGAACUCAUCCAGACUCCUGGUUUGCCGUAGACACCAUCCUCGCUACCUCACACAGUCCAGACACCAAAUUCUUUGCAUUGAACGUGCUCGAAAACGUCAUCUCCACGCGCUGGAUGGUCUUGACUGAGCCACAGAAAGCCGGAAUCAAAAACUAUGUGGUGCAGCUUGUGAUCAAGAUUUCAGCCGACGAGCAUUUUGCAACCUCGCAGAAGCACGUCCUCACGAAGCUGAAUGAGACUCUGGUGAACAUCGUCAAGCAGGAGUGGCCGCAUGCUUGGGAGAACUUUAUUCCAGAUAUCUGUGGUUCUUGCAAGACGAACCAGCUACUUUGUGAGAACAACCUCCGCAUCUUAAAUAUGAUGAGCGAAGAGAUCUUCACUUUUGGGAAGUCGCAGAUGGUGUCCAAGAAGGUGGCGAAGCUGAAGGAAUCGCUGAACUCACAGUUUGCGGCCAUUUACGCCUUUUGGCAUCAUGUUAUGAUCUGUCAGUUUACGCUGCGGAAGAAAAUCCCUGCAAAGUUCAGGUUCCUGCAAGGCCAUGUUCAGAGCCCUGGCUCCGUGAAGCCAUCCCUGAUCACGACAACCCUCAGCACCCUUGCAAAUUUCCUUGAGUGGAUCGCGUUGGCUUUCAUUUUCGAGACCGACCUCAUCCAGAUACUGUUGUUGCACUUCUGGGAUCCAUUGGAGUAUCGCCUGGACUGUGCCCGAUGCCUCAACGAGAUUGCUUGCCUGCACGAGGGGGUUCAGCAAUACCAGCCGCAGAUUAUCCAGUGCUUCCAGGGCGUGGUGGAGAAGAUCCAGCAGCUGCCAGAGAACAUCAACGAGGCUUGUGCGAACCUCCCGGGCCCCCAGCGCGUUUUCUGGGAGGUGUUUCACAACCAGGUAGCCCUGCUCUUGACUGGAUUCCUCAAGCACCACAUGGCUGCUAUGGAGGCCCAGAGCAGGUACAUGAUCCCGGCCCUGAACUACCUCGUCAGGAUUUCGAUGGGCCCCAACGAGGAGACCUUCAAAAUCUGUGUUGAGUUCUGGCAAACUUUCAGCGCACGGGUCUACUUGGAGAACCAAGCACCCCAGUUGGGCCAGAUGCAAGCGCCGUUGCUUAUGGACGGACAUCGAGAUAGCCAACGUGAGAAGCUGAAGCUCUACGCGCCGGUCCUGGCCGAGGUGCGUCAGGUGCUGAUCUCGAAGAUGGCGAAGCCUCCAGAGGUCACCAUUAAGGAGAACGAGGAAGGCCACAUUGUGCGUGUAGAGGAGGAGGAUACCGAUGAGCUAGCGCUGUACAAGAUGAUGCGCGAAGCCCUGAUCUACUUGACCCAUCUGGACUCCAGCCACAUGGAGCGCAUCGUGCUACAACGAGUGGCGCAGGAGUGUUUGGAGAGGAAGGACAUGGAGAAGUGGAUCCCCACGAACCUGAACCGCCUAUGCUAUGCCAUCGGCUCCAUCAGCGGUGCCAUGCAGGAAGUGGAUGAGCGAAGAUUCGUGGUCUCGGUAAUCAAGGACCUGCUGAGCCUUUGUGACAUGAAGAAGGGGAAGGAAAACAAAGCUGCGGUGGCGAGCAACGUCAUGUACGUGGUGGGCCAGUACCCACGGUUCCUUCGGGCGCAUUGGAAGUUUCUGAAAACUGUGGUCUUCAAGCUCUUCGAGUUCAUGCACGAGACCUUUCCCGGGGUCCAGCAGAUGGCAGUCGACACUUUCCUGCGGAUCUGCCAGAAGUGCAAGAAGAAGUUCAUCACGCAGCAGAACAACGAGCCCGCACCCUUCAUCGAGACCAUGCCAAGUCACAUCGCUCAGGACAUAUCGGAACUGGAGCCUUUGCAAAUCUGCACUUUCUUCGAGGCUGUCGGGCACAUGAUCAGCGCUGCCUCGUCGGACCAGAAGGUUCGCUUGAUUGCACUCCUCAUGGGCCUCUUCAAUGAUAAAUGGGCUGCCAUACUGAGAGGACUUUCUGCCACCGGGUCCUUGGAAGCCUUCGUGCAGAACCAACAGGUCUUGCGGGAGAUCUCUUUGAUCCUCCGGGUGAACGAGCGCAUGGUCGUCGCCAUCGGCACGGCAUGUCACGCGCAGCUGGCAGGCAUCUACGGCGACAUGCUCAAGAUCUACAAGGUCUGCAGCGAUUUCAUCUCCCACAGCACUGCGCAACAAGGGGCGCAAGUCAUGAAUCUGGCAAACGUGAAGCUGCUGCGGAAUGUGAAGCGUGACACGCUGCGGCUGGUCCGCUCCUUCGUGGAUGCAGCUACCCCGCAGGGUGCUGCAGAGGUGCGGUUGACACCUGCGCAGAUUGCACAACGCUUUGUCCCGCCGCUGCUGGAGCCGGUUCUGGCAGACUACCGCAGCAACAUGCCACAGGCACGCGACGCGGAAGUCUUGGAUCUGCUCACCGUCCUGGCGACAAGGAUACACGACUCCAUCUCGCAGGAAGUCGGCCGGAUCUUCGAGAUGGUGCUGGAGUGCACGUGUGACAUGAUCAAAGGCGACUUCCAAAGCUAUCCGGAUCACAGGGUGAAGUUUUACGACUUGCUGAAGGCCAUCAAUGCGAAUUGCUUCCAGGCCCUGUUCUACUUGCCGGAGGCCCAGCUCAUCCUCUUCGUGGACUCCCUGAUUUGGGCCAUGAAGCACGAGCAGCCUCAAGUGGCCGACAGCGGCCUCCAGGUCCUCUCCCAGUUCUUGGAGCGACUCUUGAAUGGUCCAAGCAGCAUUUAUGUCCCCUUCUUCAAACAGUACUAUUUCCUGAUCCUGCAAGCCGUAAUCGGUGUUCUCACCGACACUUCCCACAAGAGUGGCUUCAAGCUGCAGCAGCACAUCUUGCUGCAACUCAUCGUUGCGGCUGAGAAUCAGAUGCUCAGUGAUGCAGCACCAAAGCAGCGUGUGAUGGAGUUCCUGUUCGAGCUGAUCGGCAAGUCUUUCCCGACGCUGAACAAGAGCCAGGCGGAGAUCUUCGUGCUGCAUUGCUUCAACAAGUCGCGGCAGCCCGUUGAGUUCCAGCAGCACAUACGUGACUUCCUGAUCCAGCUGAAGGAGUGGGGCAGCCACGAGUCAGCGCUGUACGAGGUAGAGCGACAAUCGGCACAGGACGAGCAGCAGCAGCGGGAGCGUCAGUUGCGGAUGCAGGUUCCCGGGCUGGUUCCACAGUACGAUCCCAGCCGCAACGACAUGGACGAUCUCUGA
Symbiodinium necroappetens is the source of this 3222-nucleotide messenger RNA. NCBI's taxonomy places the organism in Eukaryota, Dinophyceae, Suessiales, Symbiodiniaceae. The record is from the annotation of a GenBank genome assembly.